This is a messenger RNA of Aureobasidium pullulans EXF-150, 980 nucleotides long. RefSeq lists its product as uncharacterized. The record is from RefSeq and is a predicted model, not a curated record. NCBI's taxonomy places the organism in Eukaryota, Fungi, Ascomycota, Dothideomycetes, Dothideales, Saccotheciaceae. The transcript has 2 exons. Bases 243 to 515 code for a protein of 90 amino acids.
CGGGAAACAAGAUGGUUUGCGCGCACGAGUGAGCACAAUUGCGGCACAGAGAUGGGUAGGUCGUGUUUCUAUAUAGGUGAUCCCACCGCUUGUGAGGUCCUUUACGUUUCCUCGAUCCCUCUUCACUCUGCGCUCUUCCAUUCGUGCUCGGAUCCUUGACUUGGACCUCAAACUCUUUGUUCAUACCAGUAAUCUUAAUACACCUGAUCAAGCACAACAUCAUGCGUACUUCCAGCAUCACCAUGGCCUUCGCUGCUGUCGGCCUUGCUGCCGCUCAAAGCAGUACCACUUCCGCUGUCGCCUCGACCACCUCUGUAUGCGCUGCUCAGAGCGUCCUCAACGUCUGCGUUUCUCAACAGCAGGCAAGCACCUCGCAAUGCGCCGGCAACGACUACGACUGCCUUUGCACCGGCUACACCAACCUCUCCGUCUGCUACAACAACUGCCCCAACGACCCUGGCGCCUACAACGCCUCGCAGUUCAAGACCCAGUACUGCAACGCUGCUAGCGUGUGAGUAAAUCACAUAUCCAUAACCUCGGAGCACUGUUUGCUGAUUGAAGUGAUAGUUACGGAUCUUCUGCCCUACAGUCCCAAUCAGCAGCCACGGCUUCAUCCUCGGGAGCAUCUUCGUCUGCUUCCUCCAGGGCUUCUUCGACCGCCGCGUCCGUCUCUUCGGCACUCUCGUCUGCUUCUUCAGCAGCCUCUCGUAGCGCAUCUGCUGCUAGCUCCACUGUCGCUACUCAGACUGGUGCCGCUGCCGCCAAUGUGGCCAUGCCUGCUGCUGGCGUUCUCGGAAUGGUUGUCGGAGCUGCUGCAUUCCUGUAAAGCGAUGACGAGAUAUUCGAGUUGACGAUGCUUCCGAUUGAUGGUUAUGGGCUUUCACUUCUCGCUUUUUCGCUUUACCUGGCUGUGUUGUACAGCGAUGUAUCCUUUGCAAUUACGUAGCGCGGAGUAACGUGUGUUUCAAUUUGCUCUUCUG